Molecule: messenger RNA, 1155 nt
Organism: Alligator mississippiensis (American alligator)
Lineage: Eukaryota; Metazoa; Chordata; Crocodylia; Alligatoridae
Product: vacuolar protein sorting-associated protein 29
Exons: 4
Coding region: 61-771 (236 amino acids)
Biological process (GO): retrograde transport, endosome to Golgi; intracellular protein transport
Cellular component (GO): endosome; retromer complex
Source: RefSeq, a predicted model, not a curated record
CUGCGCCUGCGCCUCCCCCGCCCCGGGCACGCUCUGCGGGAACGGCUCGUCUGCCCACGGAUGCCAGGAGCAGGGCGCCGGCUUCCCCCCGCCACUGCGCAUGUGCAGGAGCUCGUGCCCCCUAUUUCUGACCGUCCUUCCGCCUUCCAGGGCCCACGUGCGUUCGGCUCUGCGGAGCGAUUGGCUGCGCGGGCGCUUCCGGGUGGUGCUUGCGGGGGAGGCAUGUUGGUGCUGGUACUAGGAGAUCUUCACAUCCCACAUCGAUGCAGCAGCCUCCCAGCCAAAUUCAAAAAGCUGCUGGUUCCAGGAAGGAUCCAGCACAUCCUCUGCACUGGAAACCUUUGCACUAAGGAGAGCUAUGACUACCUCAAAACUCUGACUGCGGAUGUUCACGUAGUUCGAGGGGACUUUGAUGAGAACCUGAAUUACCCAGACCAGAAAGUUGUAACUGUGGGGCAGUUUAAAAUUGGGUUGAUCCAUGGCCAUCAAGUUAUCCCCUGGGGUGACAUGGGUAGCCUUGCACUGCUACAAAGACAACUGGAUGUGGACAUCCUGAUAUCGGGGCAUACACACAAAUUUGAGGCCUUUGAAUAUGAGAACAAGUUCUACGUAAACCCAGGGUCAGCCACGGGAGCCUACAAUGCCUUGGAGAUGAACAUCAUUCCUUCAUUUGUCCUGAUGGACAUCCAGGCAUCCACAAUUGUGACUUAUGUAUAUCAACUAGCUGGGGAUGAGGUGAAAGUAGAAAGAAUUGAAUAUAAAAAAUCCUAAGGAGCUGUCAGUGUCGUGGUACUUCUUACCACUCCUUGUCUUCUUCCAAUCAGGUCAGCUCACUAAGUAAUUAGGUCUGUGGAUGUCAUUGCAGCACUUGUGACUUUUUUUACACCUGAAAAAGCCACUACCACUUUAUUCUUUAUUGUUUGUAAGCUUAUUGUAACUUAAUCAUCCCCAUUUACUGUUUAAAUUUGCAAGCUCUAGUGUGCCACUGAUGAACUACCUCCUUUGUACAAAAUAGCUUGCAAGUAUCCAGUGUUAACAGAGAUGGGGGGGGGGGUGUGUGUGUGAGAGAUGUGAAUGCAUGGGUAUGUUGUAGUAGUUUGGUUCUGAACGAAUUACACAAUUCUGACAGUAGUUAAAUAAACACUCUCUCAUGUA